This is a messenger RNA of Scleropages formosus (Asian bonytongue), 2218 nucleotides long. RefSeq names its product ATPase H+ transporting V1 subunit H (gene atp6v1h). The transcript is spliced from 14 exons. Lineage: Eukaryota; Metazoa; Chordata; Actinopteri; Osteoglossiformes; Osteoglossidae. The record is from RefSeq and is a predicted model, not a curated record. The coding region runs from base 118 to 1554 and encodes 478 amino acids. Gene Ontology annotation, molecular function: proton-transporting ATPase activity, rotational mechanism. Gene Ontology annotation, cellular component: lysosomal membrane; vacuolar proton-transporting V-type ATPase, V1 domain. Gene Ontology annotation, biological process: proton transmembrane transport.
UCGGCGUAAUUCACUCUGUUUUACUCUAUUCGACGGUGUUGUCUGCUGUUUUGACUGUGCGUUUGUUCUGUUGCACUAUCCCAAGAACGGCACCAUUGCACGAGGAGAGCAGCCCAGAUGGACAUCCGUGGAGCCGUGGACGCGGCGGUGCCGACCAACGUCAUCGCUGCCAAGGCCGCCGAGGUCCGCGCCAACAAAGUCAACUGGCAGUCCUAUCUACAAGGCCAAAUGAUCUCAGGGGAGGACUGUGAGUUCAUCAAGAGGUUUGAAAUGGCGCAUUCAGAGGAGAAGCAGGCCAUCCUCACCAAUGAGGGCCACCAGUGUGCCAGGACUUUCCUGAACCUCAUGGCCCACAUCUCCAAGGAGCAGACAGUCCAGUACAUCCUCACACUGAUCGAUGACACAUUGCAGGAGAACCACCAGAGAGUGACUGUCUUCUUUGAUUAUGCCAAGAAGACCAAGAACACGGCCUGGUCAUACUUUCUCCCUAUGCUCAACCGCCAGGACCCUUUCACUGUUCAUAUGGCAGCGAGGAUCAUCGCAAAGCUGGCAGCCUGGGGUCGGGAGCUCAUGGAAGGCAGUGACCUGAACUAUUAUUUCAACUGGAUCAAAACUCAGCUGUGCUCUCAGAAACAGCGAGCUGCAGGCCCAGAGACAGGAAUGGUGUGCCACAGUUAUAGCUCCCAGUAUGCCCAGUGUGUGGCUGGCUGCCUACAGCUCAUGCUGAGGAUCAAUGAGUACCGCUUUUCCUGGGUGGAAGCAGAUGGUGUGAACUCCAUCACAGCUGUGCUCAGCAGCAAGUGUGGAUUCCAGCUGCAGUACCAGAUGAUCUUCUGCCUGUGGCUGCUGGCCUUCAGCCCCCAGAUGUGUGAACAGCUGCGUCGUUACAAUGUAGUGCCGGUGCUGGCCGACAUUCUGCAAGAGUCUGUGAAGGAGAAGGUCACACGUAUCAUCUUGGCCACCUUUAGGAACCUGCUAGAGAAAUCCAGCGAGAGGGAGACAUGUCAGGAGUACGCUUUGGCCAUGAUCCAGUGCAAGGUGCUAAAGCAGCUGGAGAACCUGGAGCAGCAGAAGUAUGAUGAUGAGGACAUCACUGACGAUAUCAAGUUUCUCCUGGAAAGGCUGGGAGAAAGCGUGCAGGACCUCAGCUCCUUUGAUGAGUACAGCUCGGAGCUGAAGUCGGGACGCCUCGAGUGGAGUCCGGUGCACAAAUCUGAGAAGUUCUGGCGAGAGAAUGCGGUGCGACUCAAUGAGAAAAACUACGAACUCUUGAAAAUCCUGACCAGACUACUGGAAGUGUCCGAAGACCCCCAGGUCAUAGCAGUCGCAGCUCAUGACAUUGGAGAGUAUGUGAGACACUACCCACGGGGCAAACGGGUUAUUGAGCAGCUUGGUGGGAAGCAGCUUGUGAUGAACCACAUGCAUCAUGAAGACCAGUUGGUCCGUUACAACGCGCUGCUGGCCGUGCAAAAGCUCAUGGUGCACAACUGGGAGUACCUGGGAAAACAGCUUCAGUCCACGGAGCAGCCGGCUGCUGUCACGGCCAGAAGCUGAGUCCUCUCUCCUCCUUUUUCUCCCUCUCUGUAUCCAUCCCCCUCAAACUGAGUGACCCCAGUGUCCCCAGCACAGCUUGUUCACUCGUUCAUGGUGGUUAGAUGUUAAAAAGCUGUGCUUUUACCCUCUUGAUCAUCACCUGCUGAUCAGUCCUCCCCCAGCUGUCGGACUGGAUGGUGCCACCUGUGCUGUGUAUGUAUUGUGAUUUCGGCCCAUCCCAGUUGGUGGCUGUGUGUUACUGUAACUUAUUGUUUGUGGUUAUUAAAUUGUGCAACUGAAGUCUAAUACAGAUCCUCUAACUGAACAGGGGUUUGUGUUUUUGUUCGCUCUUUGUACAUAACAACAAAAUACACAAUGCAGAAAUGUUUGGUUUUGUGGUUUGGGUUGUCAGUUUGCAUAACGCUGUUCCAGAGAAGGUUGUGUUGUUAAAUGUUGUAUUAUUACCAUGUGUUCCUGGACUUGACAGCAUGUGGAAUAAGAGACUGGCAUCUGUAAAACAGUAGCUGUAUGACACAUUUUUGUUGCUGUUCUGUGCUACUUUCUGGUGUUGCACAAAAAUCCUAAGGUCUGAAAAAUGUUCAUAUCAAUGUGAUAAAGUGGAUGUAUGCAAAUGCAACCUUUGACCCUUAGUCUACAAAUAUAGAUGUAGCUGCUUCCAAUGAAA